GAAAGGAAAAAAAUAAAUAGACAAAAACAAAAAAACUAAAAUCUAAUUUGUUAUUUUAAUCUUUUGAUUUAAACGUGUAAAUCAAUUGCAGUGCAAUCAUAACAUUAAUUGCGAAUUGAAAGCGACGUUCCAUUAAUAGAAUUGCACUAGUGUGUAGCACUAAGAAGCCGUAGCUAUGGCUGAAGCCCAUGCUGCCGUUGCCUUUUCAUUUGCUAUUACUCAUGAGGGCUUCGACAUAAAUUAUGAUCAGGAGGUCCUUAACUUGGUGUGGAAUUCAGGCGUACGAUCAUGGAAGAAACGCGUAGCUCGUGCGCGGAAUGGCAUACGCAAUGGUGUCUAUCCGGCGCAUAUACAAAGUCUGUGGCUGAUCUCAGCCAUUGCACUUGGCCUUCAUUUUGCCGGCUACAAAACGCCAUUCAAUUUAGUCAAUAGAAUUCUGACACAUCUCCCUGCGAACACAAUCAACUGGCAAGUGACUGCCUGCUUUCUCACUGCCUUAUUCAUUUGGCUCUCUAUAUGCUUUACCAUGCGCUACACGUUGAAGCUACUGCUCAUGUACAAGGGAUGGAUGUAUGAGUCACGAGCGCCGGGUAGUCGCGUGUCGAUCCCGACAAUGUUGUGGGUGGCAGUGGUCCGAGUGCUGUCCAGUUGGAACAAGCCAGGACUGUAUAGUUUUCAAGGCUCCUUGCCGCGAUUGCCACUGCCUUCGGUCAAUGACACAAUGUCGCGCUAUCUGCGAUCCGUGCGCCCUCUGCUUGACGAUGAGAACUAUGUGCGAAUGGAACGAUUGGCGAAGGAAUUUGAGCAGACUAUUGGCAAAAAGCUGCAAUGGUAUCUGAUACUAAAGAGCUGGUGGGCCACAAACUAUGUAUCGGAUUGGUGGGAGGAGUAUGUGUACCUUCGCGGACGCAGCCCCUUGUGUGUCAAUAGUAAUUUCUAUGGAACUGACGCAAUCUUUAUGAAUCUCACCAACAAUCAGGCGGCACGUGCUGCGAAUGUCAUUUAUUUGCUGCUAAACUUUAGACGGUUGAUUGAGCACCAAGAACUGCAACCCAUUAUGGUGCAGGGUAUGAUCCCGCUGUGUUCCUGGCAAUAUGAGCGCACAUUCAAUACAGCACGUAUUCCGGGGCUCGAAACCGAUCGCAUUGUUCACUACAGGGACUCCAAUUACAUUGUGGUGCUGCACAAAGGCUGUUACUACAAAAUGCUGAUCUACUACAAGGGACGAACGUUGCGUCCAUGUGAAUUGCAACUUCAAAUCGAGGAUAUUCUUAAAUCUACGGCUGAACCGCUGGUUGGCGAGGAACAUCUGGCUGCUCUUACUGCCUGGAAUCGCUCCAAGUGGGCUGAGGUGCGCAAUACGUAUUUCUCCCGAGGAAUCAACCACGUUUCUCUUCGCACAAUUGAGUCGGCGGCUUUUGUGCUGUCUCUGGACGAUGUGCCCUUUGAGUUUGAUUUGGCGAAGCCCGAACUUCUGGAUAACUUUGGCAAGAAUCUGUUGCAUGGAAACGGCUAUAAUCGUUGGUUUGACAAGUGCUUUACUGUUUGUGUGGGCAGCAAUGGACGAGUUGGCUUCAAUGCCGAGCAUACCUGGUCCGACGCUGCCAUUGCCUCACACAUGUGGGAAAAUCUAAUAAUGGACGAUCUUAUAACGGAUGGAUAUGAUGAGUCUGGAAAUACCAAAGGCACUCCCGAAUUCCAGCCGCCCAUGCCCGCCAAAAUGAAUUGGGAUUUGACACCCUGUUUAUCUCAGAUUGAAGAAGCUAGAAUGGAUGUGACAAAGCUGAUCAAUGAUGUUGAUCUGCGUAUAUUGGUGCAUCAAGAGUACGGCAAGGGUUUCAUGAAGAAAUGUCGUCUUUCGCCUGACGCUUUCAUUCAAAUGGCUCUGCAGUUGGCCUAUUACCGUGAUGCUGGACGCUUCUCCCUCACUUACGAAGCUUCGAUGACACGCCUGUUUCGGGAAGGUCGUACAGAAACUGUGCGCCCCUGCACGAUUGAGUCGUCCGCGUGGGUGAAAGCUAUGCAAAAUCCUGACGUUUCGAACGAGGAGCGUGUAAAGAUGUUACAGAGCGCUUGUGAACGCCAUCAAUUGGGCUAUCAGGAUGCGAUGUGUGGACGUGGCAUAGAUCGUCAUCUUUUCUGUUUGUACGUUGUUUCCAAGUACCUGGAAGUCGAUUCCCCCUUCCUCAACGAAGUGCUCAGUGAGCCCUGGCGCUUGUCUACUAGUCAAACACCACACGGACAAACUCCAAAAAUGGAUCUAAAGAAGCAUCCGAAUUGCAUUAGUGCCGGUGGUGGUUUCGGUCCCGUUGCCGAUGAUGGUUACGGUGUUUCCUACAUCAUAGCUGGCGAAAACCUCAUUUUCUUCCACAUCUCAGCGAAAAAGGCGUGCCAACAAACGAAUGUUCACCGAUUUGCGGAUAACAUUUGUAAGGCGUUGGCCGAUAUACGCGACAUGUUCGAGAAGCACAUGAAGGAUCAUCCGAGACCCGCUAAGCAAACGGUCGGGAAUGGUGCAUCUAAAUAGGGCAACUAUUAUUAAGCGGAGCUCACUGCAUGUGUGUUCUUGUUUGCAUUUGCUUUAUUUUCAUUAUACUAAGAUUUUUACUUUAACUGAAGGAUGAAUCCAAAAGUCUUAUAAAAGUUCUGGCGUGAAAUUAGUGCAACAAAAAGAGCAAUGCAAUUUUAUAUACAAACACUUUAAUGAAAAUAAAAACUCUUGACUUGGCUGAUUUUAAUAUUAGGCAAUAGCAAUUUUACACAA
Scaptodrosophila lebanonensis is the source of this 2764-nucleotide messenger RNA. RefSeq names its product carnitine O-palmitoyltransferase 1, liver isoform (gene whd). The transcript is spliced from 9 exons. Gene Ontology annotation, biological process: carnitine metabolic process; fatty acid metabolic process. Gene Ontology annotation, cellular component: mitochondrion. Gene Ontology annotation, molecular function: carnitine O-palmitoyltransferase activity. NCBI's taxonomy places the organism in Eukaryota, Metazoa, Arthropoda, Insecta, Diptera, Drosophilidae. Bases 176 to 2527 code for a protein of 783 amino acids. The record is from RefSeq and is a predicted model, not a curated record.